AUGUGGUUUAAAAAGACUACUGGCCUCUUUGACCUCACCCGUGCCCUCGCUUCACUAUACUACUCGAGAAGCCUGAAGACCCCUCUGCUGGAGGCCAUCGCCAACAAUCACCUGGAGGUGGUGCAGUACCUGGUGAAGCAUGGAGCUAAUGUGCAUCAUGCGGAGGAGGACGGCUCCACUGGUCUGCAUCACGCUGCCAAGAUUGGGACCCUGGAGCUGGUGAACCUGCUGUUGGCUACGGGAAAGGUGGAGGUCAACGCACAGGACAGUGGUGGAUGGACUCCUAUAAUCUGGGCUGCAGAGCACAAGCACAUUGAUAUCAUCAGAGCUCUGUUGGCUAGAGGGGCCAACGUCAAUGUGCAGGAUAAGGAGAUGAAUGUGGCCCUGCACUGGGCCUCCUUCGCUGGCUGUGCUGACAUCGCGGAGGUCCUGCUGAACGCUCAGUGUGAUCUGCACGCUGUGAACAUGCACGGGGACACGCCACUGCACAUAGCAGCGCGGGAGAGCUACCACGACUGCGUCAUCCUGUUCCUGUCUCGCGGGGCGAAUAUUGAGAUGCGCAAUAAAGAGGGGGACACGCCCCUAGACCUGACCCUGCCACACUCCCCGGUGUGGUUCACCCUGCAGCUCAACAAGAAGGUGAGGCAGGGGGUGCAGAACAGGGUGACCAGGACAGAGAAAAUCAUCAGCAGGGAUGUCGCUCAGGGCUAUGAGAAUGUGUCGAUCCCCUGUGUGAAUGGAGUGGACGAGGAGCCCUGCCCUGCAGACUACAAGUACAUCUCUGAGAACUGUGAGACCUCCACCAUGAACAUAGACAGGAACAUCACACACCUACAGCACUGUGGCUGUAGUGACGAUUGCUCCUCCAGUAACUGCCUGUGUGGACAGCUGAGUAUUCGCUGCUGGUACGACAAGGACCGGCGUUUGCUGCAGGAGUUCAAUAAGAUCGAGCCCCCGCUGAUCUUUGAGUGCAACCAGGCCUGCUCAUGCUGGAGGUCCUGCAAGAACAGAGUGGUGCAGGGGGGCAUCAAGGUUCGAUUGCAGCUGUACCGCACUGCGAAGAUGGGCUGGGGAGUGAGGGCUCUGCAGGAUAUCCCACAAGGCACCUUCAUCUGCGAGUACGUCGGGGAGCUGAUUUCAGACGCAGAGGCUGAUGUAAGAGAAGACGAUUCCUACCUGUUUGACCUCGACAACAAGGAUGGGGAGGUGUACUGUAUUGACGCCCGUUACUAUGGAAACAUCAGUCGCUUCAUCAACCACCUGUGUGACCCGAACAUCAUCCCAGUGCGAGUGUUCAUGCUGCACCAGGACCUGCGCUUCCCUCGCAUCGCAUUCUUCAGCAGCAGAGACAUCCACACAGGGCAGGAGCUGGGGUUCGAUUAUGGAGAUCGAUUCUGGGACAUUAAGAGCAAAUACUUCACUUGCCAGUGCGGAUCUGAGAAGUGCAAGCACUCCGCUGAGGCCAUCGCCCUGGAGCAGAGCAGGCUGGCUCGCCUAGAGACCCUGCAGGACCCAGUGCCUGAUUCUGGGAUGCCUCUCUUAGGAAACCCUUGAAGCUUCAGGUUUCCGCCUAACAACUAGGCCUUGUGUGACCUGUUUUUUUUUUUUUUUUUUUUGUGUAUUUUCUUGUUGUAUUUGU
Messenger RNA from Polyodon spathula (Mississippi paddlefish), 1639 nucleotides. RefSeq names its product histone-lysine N-methyltransferase EHMT2-like. The record is from RefSeq and is a predicted model, not a curated record. Bases 1 to 1554 code for a protein of 517 amino acids. Lineage: Eukaryota; Metazoa; Chordata; Actinopteri; Acipenseriformes; Polyodontidae. Gene Ontology annotation, molecular function: protein-lysine N-methyltransferase activity; histone methyltransferase activity; p53 binding. The transcript has 13 exons. Gene Ontology annotation, cellular component: nucleus.